This is a messenger RNA of Priceomyces carsonii, 1206 nucleotides long. RefSeq names its product biotin synthase (gene BIO2). Gene Ontology annotation, biological process: biotin biosynthetic process. Gene Ontology annotation, cellular component: mitochondrion. The record is from RefSeq and is a predicted model, not a curated record. The transcript has a single exon. Lineage: Eukaryota; Fungi; Ascomycota; Pichiomycetes; Serinales; Debaryomycetaceae. The coding region runs from base 1 to 1206 and encodes 401 amino acids. Gene Ontology annotation, molecular function: 2 iron, 2 sulfur cluster binding; biotin synthase activity.
AUGAUGCCUUUUAAAAAUACUGCUGUCAGGUCCUUUUCUUCCAAGUCUUUUCGUUUAACCUAUUCUGCCAAUGCGACUCAAAACUGGCUGAAUCGAUUUAAUAAAUUGAAUUUUGAAACUGACAUAGAGUUUCGUAAGCAACUAGAUAAAUCAAGUGCAUUGGAAAAAGCUCUCAAAGCAAGUAAACCAAUCAACUCAUGGUCUAAGGAAGAAAUUAGAGAAAUCUAUGAUACGCCAUUAAUGGAAUUAGUUUUUCAGGCACAGAUUCAACAUAGAAAAUAUCAUAAUCCCACCGAAGUACAAUUAUGUACCUUACUUUCAAUCAAGACGGGAGGGUGUACCGAAGACUGUAAAUACUGUGCUCAGUCAUCUAGAUAUGAUACAGGAACGAAGGCUGAAAAAUUGAUAACAAUCGAAGAAGUCAUGAUGGCCGCCCGAAAGGCUAAAGAGAGAGGUUCAACAAGAUUCUGUAUGGGUGCUGCUUGGAGAGAUAUGACAGGCCGCAAGUCUGGUUUAAAGAAAAUUUCUGAAAUGGUUUCCAAGAUUAACUCUGAAUUGGGUAUGGAAACAUGUGUGACCCUCGGUAUGCUUGACUCCAGUCAGGCAAAAAAUCUAAAGGAGGCAGGCUUGACAGCUUAUAACCAUAAUAUAGACACUUCGAGGGAACAUUAUCCAAAUGUCAUUUCAACUCGGAGCUAUGAUGAUAGAUUAAAAACUAUACAAAACGUCCAAGAAGCUGGUAUAAGUGCUUGUACCGGAGGAAUUCUUGGUUUGGGUGAAACUGAAGAAGAUCACAUUAGUUUCUUGUACACUUUGUCCAACUUAGAGAAACAUCCAGAAUCAUUGCCAAUCAAUCGCCUUGUUCCUAUCAAAGGAACCCCGAUGGAGAAGGAGAUAUCUAGCUUACCAAUUUCUUCUGAGAGACGCUUGAAAUUUGAACAAAUUUUGAAAACCAUUGCUACCGCUCGGCUCAUUAUGCCAGGCUCAAUAAUUAGGUUAGCAGCAGGGCGCUAUACAAUGAAGGAUAAUGAGCAAUUUCUCUGUUUUAUGACUGGUUGUAAUGCUAUAUUUACCGGGGAAAAAAUGCUUACAACAAUGUGCAAUGGGUGGGAUGAAGACAUUGCGAUGCUAAAGAAAUGGGGCCUUAGCCCUAUGAAAAGUUUCUCAAAAAAGCCACUUUUUUCGGCGGAAGCUAGUACGGCUUGA